AUGAUAAAGCUUAUUCAUGGUGAUGGUGAUCAUUACUCAAAGAUUCACAAAAGGACAAGAAAAGCAGCAAUAAAGCAGCUUUUCAAGAUCAAAUCUGAUCUUAAAAGAUAUAAAUCAAAAAUUAUUCAAGAAGAUCUAUCCUUAAUUAAGCAGAUCCAAAGCACAGCUCAAGAAACACUUAAAUUACUACAUUUUCAAGACAGAGAGCUAAGUGAUAUUAUUUUAAAAGUUCAAAAUUUAAAAAGAAUCGACAACUCUAAGGAAGCCACCUUUAUAGAAUCAAUGCUUAAGCUGUCUCCAGUAGAUCUGUCAAAAAUUCAAUCAAUCAAAUCUCCAGAAUUACAUAUAAGACAUAUUGAUUCUAAGUAUAUUCAACAACUAUUCGAACUAGAUGAACUUUCUGAGGAAAAUAUUUUAAUCGAUAUGAAUUAUCAAAAUGAAAGCCACAUAAUCAAAUUUAUCCAAACCAUCAGCAACUCGAUAGUCAUUUUUGACGCUGAAGCUUUAACUUAUGAUAAGUUAAAAUUGCCAGGAGAACUAUGCUUUGACCAGUAUGGAGCAACUUGCUUGCUACCUGAUGGAAAAUUCUUUUAUAGUAAUCUUACUUCAACAGUUUUAAUAGAUGCAGAUGAUUCUGUAAAACAUUUACCAGAUUGCUUAACAAGGAAUUUAAAUGCCAGCGCAAUUUACAAGGAUGGUUAUAUAUAUGUAUUUGGUGGGUCUUACAACACUUCUGCUAAAUAUAGUAUUGCUAAAAAUAUAUGGACUCCACUGUCGAAAUUACCAAGAAGUAUUGGACAACAUGCUUCAUGUUUCAUUUUCAAGAAUUAUAUUUUGAUAGGAUCGACAAAAACAAGCCAAAUAUUUUAUUAUGAUAUCAUCAUAGAUAGUUUUAAUGAAAUUUCAUUCUCAAAUAUUUCAUCAUGAAUCCCUAAAAUCUUCUUUGUUGUCAAUGAGACCUUAUAUUUUGCUGAUUUUUCAAAUAAGCAGUAUAAAAUAUCUGAUAAUUUGGUGACUUGGAAAGAGAUAGAAGAUAACUCAUUUACGCUAAAUAGCACUACGCCUAUUAUCUCUACUCCAAUUAUUUAUAACCAAAAAUAUUAUUAUACAAAUUAUCGCAUUAUUUUAACAUUUGAUUUAAAGAAAAAGAGAAUAGAGGAAUUAAAGAAUAUAUCUAUUUAGUUAAAUAGCGUAACAAAAAUAUUAGAGUCCCUUUGUGAGUGAGCGAAUCAUUUGAAAAGCCUAGCUUAUUUGAGCAAAAACCCACUCUUUGUGAAAAAAAUUAUAUAUAAAAGAUAGUUAUCAUAUUUUAGGAUUUUUUUAAUAUUUCAAAAAAAUUAAUCCCCCUUCUAUAGCGAGCAAGAAAACUUUACUGCCUACAAAAAAUAAGUAAUCAAAAUUAUGAGGCUAUAGCUAGAAAUAAUUUCUUCCUUUUAAACCUUAAAAGUAGUCAUUAGGUAUAUAUUUUAA
Molecule: messenger RNA, 1470 nt
Organism: Blepharisma stoltei
Lineage: Eukaryota; Ciliophora; Heterotrichea; Heterotrichida; Blepharismidae
Source: the annotation of a GenBank genome assembly